AUGAAUCAUAUAAUUCAAAAUCAGUUCAUACCGCAGCAAUUGCUAUAUUUUAUUGCUGGCCGACGCUGCUGCCAACAGUUCGCUCCGAUAUUUCGGGCUACCGAGCGAGAAAUAUUUAUGAAGUCCGCCCAAGCUGUUGGUCUUCGCGCGCUUUGUGUGUGCAGUGACGGUCAAUGUUGUAUUAAAGUUUAUAAGCGUGUGUGCAAACAUUAUUUGGAAGAACCAAAAAUAUUAGUGCUGCACAAAUCUACAAUUGCGGACAUGUUUGCUUUACUUGAUAAAACCUUGACCUAUGUAGAAGGAGACGAAUCAUUUUUAUUCUCAGCAGGCAUUGAUAUGUCAGUGCCGUCUCUACAUAUGCAUUUGUCGCCCAUCACACCACCGCCAUUACGUUCUCAAACAAAAAAGCAACGAGACUAUCUGAAAAGCCUGGCUGGAUUUGGGAGCCGCGACAAAAUACUUCCGUCCAUCUAUGCUUUUCGCGUCGUUGUAGUAAAUGCUGAGCUUUAUUGGGAUAAUUCUGUGCUCCUGCCAAUUCUUAUAUUAGAAGAUUGCCGGAAGAAAAAAUUGAACGCGAAAAUUUUUUGUAUUGAAAGAGAUAAUAUCCUGGCUAUUUACAAUUGUGAGCGCCUCGCAAGUUUUUACGGAGAAGAGGUCGGGGAGACGGUCGGCAUUCAAAUUCCUCAGUACAGCAAUAUUAGCACUAUGUCGCAUAUUGUGUACACGACUUCGAAGCACUACCUUCGUUUGUUGAUUAGCCAAGAUGCUGCGGACAAAUUUCAAAACGUAAGCCACUUCGUGGUAAAUGAUGUCCAUCUGCAUGACCCGCACACUGACAUCUUAGCCAACGAAUUACGUAAUGCGCUGUCCACAAAAUCAAACAUGAAAGUAGUACUGCUUUCGCAAAACCACGAUCUACAGCCAUAUAUUACGUUUUUCGGAGAGGGCAUUCAAAUAAAAAUGGAAGUUAUGGAAAAGGGUGUCACUCGAAUUCUAUAUUUGGAGGAUAUUCACAGCUGUAUAUCCUUAGCUGGUUUGCACAAGGCGCCAGAGAUUGUGUACAAGGAUCAACUGCAGCUGUUUAGGAAUAACAGUGAUAGAAAUGCCCAGCUGGAUAACUGCUUACAAGCAUAUGAGCAGCUCGGCACAGACGCAGCUUUUCGCCUCUUUUUGUAUGCUGUCAAUUACGAGCUUGUGCCCGUAAAUUACCGGCAUUCGGUUCAUGGAAAGACUGCUAUUUUGAUCGCUACCCAACUAAACAAUACGGGUCAUGUGCGCCUUCUGCUGUUUUUGGGCGCUGACCCUUAUAUCGUAGACGAGUGGAAUCAAAGUGCCGUUUCCUUUGCGGCAAAAAGCAACAGCGAAUGCAAUGAUGUCUUUAACAAUUACAGUCUUCAUGGAAAUGCUAUUAGAGAUGCCAAGCCAGAAUUUGUAGACUAUGACCUGAUCAUUGAUAUAAUAUACUUAUUACUAACAAGACCGGAAUAUCUACCAGGUAUGUAUUUACUAGGGAACAUUUUAAUCCUAUUACCGACAUAUUAUCACAUGGUUAAACUAAACUACAUGUUACUAAGCCACUACCUGACUGGAAAUCUACAAACAUUUGCCAUAUUCCUGCUGCAUUCAAACAUGGACAAAGUACACGUUGAUGCCUUAGUUAAAUCCCAAGCGGAUACAAUCAAAAUCGUGCUAGCGACUGAUAUAAUUGAGUCAAUGCGAUUGGACAUUUUAUUUACGUACUCAAUAGACACAGCCUGCGAAGUGAGAACAUUGUACAAUAGCACAACAUAUAGCAAUGAAAACAAAUACGAAUGGCUGGCAAAGGACCGUCUUUGGAGACGGAAACUUAUGCUAAAUUCGGACGUUACAGAGAAGCAAUGUUUCCGAUUAAUAUCAAUGCAGGCAUAUGAGAGGCUAACUGAGACUAGCGAGCCACCUAUAAAGAUGGCACCUCUGGAUAAGAUUUGUUUGACCGUAAAACUGCUUUCUCCCAAUAUGAUGAUUAGUGAAUACCUAAGUUAUAUAAUUGCUCCACCGCAAUUGCUAAACGUACACCACGCAGUUCAAUUUUUGAAAAAAAUUGAAGUACUGGACGAGGCCGAAGACGUUACCUGGUUGGGUUGCCGGCUUAUAGACUUGCCCGUGCCAUGUCAACUGGGACGCACGUUAAUUUUUGGUAUUUUGCUUCAUUGCUUGGAUCCUAUACUAACCAUAGUUAGUUCGUUAAUUAAUACUGAUCCGCUUGGCAUACCGCUCAACGAAGACAUAGAUCGUCUUUGGGAUCAGUUCACGAUUUACAUACAAAAUCGGAUUAAGGGCGAACGUAUACGAUUGUCAGAUAAUCAGUUUUCCGAUCACUUUGUAUUUGUUCAUUUAUUUCACGAAUGGCACUGUCGUUUAAACAAUAGCUUACCUCCCCUAUAUCUAACUGAUGAGUACGAGUUUAUUGUAAAUGGUCUAAUGGAGGAGUUAAACUUUACACGUUCCAACAUUGUGACUGCCCUACGGACCGCCCAUUUGGUUCACAGCCAUGGUCAGCUAAGCAUGCAAGCCGCUAAUUCAAAUUCGGCUAGUUGGCCGCUCGUAAAAGCUGCUCUUACUGGAGGCAUGUAUCCCAACAUUUGCGUCGUAGAUGCCCAGAAAAAUAGUCUUAAGUCGGCCUACUCAAUGGGCCUUCAUUUGCAUCCAAAUUCGGUGCUUCGCGAUUUUCUAGAGCCAUUUAGCAAGUGCGCCCAAAAGUUUAAAACACCUUGGAUAGUUUGCACCCAGCAGAACAAUCAAAUUAUUUAUGGAUCUGUGGUCUUACCCUUAACCGUGGCCAUGUUCGCCGGUCCCACAAAACUAAGACGUACUCAGAUGUCACAGGAUCAAACACAUUUGAAUAAUUACAACAUUCAUCUUUUCAUCGAUGAAUGGAUUUGGAUGGCCAUGUCAAAAUCAGCAGUUGAAUUGCUUCUGAAAACCCGCCAAUGUUUCUUUAAGACCUAUCAUUACUUUUUAAAGCACUGCAGUAACUCAGAUAAAUGGCAACGCAAUACGGAAAUCGCUCACCAUCCCUUCAUAUUUCAAAUGCUGUCUAAAAUUCUCGAAACUGAAGAAAUUUUGGCUGGACUUACCAAAUUUUCAAAUAUUGGAUACCAGCCUAUCGUUAAAAUGCCCAGCUCUUAUUUGCUCUCGAUUAAUUCGCACUUCAAUCAAAGCCACGAGGUCGAGAAUGCCAUAUCCAUUGAAAGACAGUUCUUUCUAUUGUACACAGAAUCUCCAAAACAAUUUUAUCGAAUCAAUAACAAAGCAAUUGUCGAAAAUGCUCUUGGAAAAUUUGUUAGACCAAUUGAGUCCCCAAAGAGACAUAUAUUCAUCAUAUUAUAUGGCAAGAAACCGGAUAAUGUAUACAGCAUCAGCCGGGCAAUCACUAUAAAAGGCGAGUUGGUACUAAAGGAAUAUUUUAGAAAUUCUAUUCCAGUAUUGGAGAUCAUGGAGGCCUGUGCAUCGUUGAAUGUGUCUCUACCAACUUUUGACGAGCGCCUGACGGUAUCAUUGAUCGACAAAAGAGUUGGGAAAUUAAUCAUGGAUUUGUUUGCCUUUCGAAAUCAUUGGAUCCACAAAAGAUAAAUGAUAACUUUUAUAGUCAUUGUGUUUUUCUUUCUAUUUGUAAUUUGUUUGAAUUCUUAAAUAACUGCGAAAUUAUGAAAAGUA
Molecule: messenger RNA, 3696 nt
Organism: Scaptodrosophila lebanonensis
Lineage: Eukaryota; Metazoa; Arthropoda; Insecta; Diptera; Drosophilidae
Gene: bgcn
Product: benign gonial cell neoplasm protein
Exons: 5
Coding region: 1-3612 (1203 amino acids)
Cellular component (GO): intracellular anatomical structure
Molecular function (GO): RNA binding; protein binding
Source: RefSeq, a predicted model, not a curated record